Anopheles moucheti is the source of this 6579-nucleotide messenger RNA. It is a transcript of the gene scny, whose product is annotated as ubiquitin carboxyl-terminal hydrolase 36. The transcript is spliced from 3 exons. Gene Ontology annotation, biological process: regulation of apoptotic process; protein deubiquitination. The coding region runs from base 714 to 4373 and encodes 1219 amino acids. Lineage: Eukaryota; Metazoa; Arthropoda; Insecta; Diptera; Culicidae. Gene Ontology annotation, cellular component: cytosol; nucleus. Gene Ontology annotation, molecular function: cysteine-type endopeptidase activity; cysteine-type deubiquitinase activity. The record is from RefSeq and is a predicted model, not a curated record.
AGUGUGCGUGCGUAUUGGAGUUCUGCGUAGUAAUGUGUGUGUGCCCUCUGUUGGUAGUACGAUGGAGAAAAACGUACUCGAGCCGCAUGCUCUUGCUCCUCGUCGUAUAGUGCUUUGAUAGUGAAAAUCUCGUGUUUUUUCACGAAUUUCCGUCAACAGUUGGUGCGUGACAGUUUCUCGACUGAUGUCCGAUCCCGGGUUGCUGUGUUCCCGAUCGUUAAUGUAAAGCUCGAUGUACUGGCGAAAGACACGUUCUCCCGCAACACUCCGGCUAAUCCGUAUGACACUUGCACCGACGACGUAAAAGUGAAUUAAAAGGCACUUGUGGCUAGUGUGUUCGCGCGGGGAAGGGAAAGUCCUUGUGCCUAUGACAGUGCGGAGACAGUCGCUGACGUCGUAAAGUUGUAAAAAGAAGAAGAAAGGGCUGGUUAAACUUCCUGAAAUUGCGCGGAAUAAAGCGGCCCAAAGGAAAGCGUGAGAAUAUUGAGCAAGAGCCGAGGGUGUGUGCGUGCGUGUGAAUGUGUAUGUGUUGGUAUUGGUGACGGAGUUGCAAAAGUAGCCGCGAACAUCCGAAAGGAAGUGCAGGAGGUGAAACUUUGCCGAAAAACCAAGGCAGGUAUUAUAAAUCCUUUAGUGCCUUCCGGUGGCCGACGGAUCCGUGGAGCCCUGUGGCAAAACUUGUCCCACCGCUGUGCUGCUACGGAGCGACGGCAAUGCCCAUCCAAAUGGUGUGCGAUUCGACACCAUCGCUAGUGAGUGCGGCUAUUCGGGAUGCGUUGCACUCGACGGGCGGCACAACAAAUGGACGAACGGUUGGUCACGGUUUUGGCGCGGCUUCCGCCAGCAACGGUGUCACAGUGAAUGGAACUGGAACUGCCAGCGGACAGUCACCCAGCAAGCAACAGCUCCCGUUCCGACGGGCAUUAGCGGCGACCCAGCUUGACACCGAUUACGACCAGUAUGACGAACCGGAGGAUGGUGGACCGAACGAUUUGGUGGAAUCCAUCAGUCAGUCGUUACGCCAGGGACAGCAGGUUAAGUCCAUAACGUACGAAGAAGGUCCUAGCUACAGUACGAACCUGGAAAAUCUGAGAUCUAAAUACAUCGUCCUGAAAGCGGGAACUCCGGCCGAUUCCACUACCUCCGGUGGUUCCUUAAGCAAUUCCAACUCCUCCUCGGCUGCUUCGUCCUUCAGUACAACAGGACUAUCCAAAGCUACCAUUGGUGGAGCCCCGAACACACUCCUGGCCAUGAACGGUGGUUCGCUAAAGUUCGCGGCAACCUCUACACCAUCGCCCAGUGCUGCCAAAUCGUCUAACAAUGUGCUCCAUCAGCAACAAAAUGGCGUCUCUGCCUCCGCUAGCAGUACUGCCGCCGGAAGGAUGGAUACCACCAACACUAACACACUGCCGACGCCGAAGCGAACGCUUUUCCCUCGCGAGAAUGUACAGAUCGGAUGGAAAACGACCGGCCGCAAAUGGUUGGUUGGUGCGGGUAUGAUGAACAUGGGCAACACCUGCUACCUUAACUCGACUCUUCAAGCGCUGUUUCACGUGCCGGCCAUCGCCAACUGGUUGCUGUCGGAUGAGCCACAUCGCGUUAAGUGCGAUGAAGGUGGUUCUGGUGGCAAUUGCAUUAUCUGCGCGAUGGCAAAAACGCUGCUCGAAUCACAGUCCAAUCAAACUGCCUUCCGACCCUAUCUGGUGUAUUCGAGGCUGAGGCUCGUCUGCAAACAUUUGGUACCGGGUCGGCAAGAGGAUGCGCACGAGUUCCUGCGCUAUCUGGUGGAAGCGAUGGAAAAGUCUUACCUCAACCGGAGCAAGAACAGUAAAGAGCUGGAUCAGUACAGCAAAGAAACGACACCGCUGAACCAAAUUCUGGGCGGUUACCUAAGAUCGGAGGUGAAGUGUCUGUCCUGUCAGCACGUUUCGACUACGUUCCAACACUUUGAGGAUUUGUUGCUCGACAUCCGGAAAGCCAAUUCGAUCGAUGAGGCACUAGAACUGUACUUUGCGCGCGAACGACUGGAAGAGAUGGGAUACAAGUGUGAGGCGUGCAAGCGCCGUGUCGCGGCCACGAAGCAAUUUUCACUCGAGCGUGCACCGUUUGUGCUGUGCAUACAACUGAAGCGAUUUUCCAUGUUGAGUGGCAAGAUCAACAAGCACGUGGAGUUGCGUUCCAAGCUGGAUCUUACACCUUACUCGUCGCCCGCAAUGCGCACGAACGGUGGAAAGCUGACGUAUCGGUUGACGUCGAUGGUAACGCAUCUGGGUAGCACGCAGCAUUGUGGACAUUACACAGCGAUUGGACAUACGGAUGCCGCCGGGUAUCACGUAUUUGAUGACAGCUCUGUGCGCCCGAUCGGCAUUCACAACGUCAUGAGCACGAACGCGUACAUCCUGUUCUACGAACUGGAGAGUGUGGCGGCCGGCGCGAUUGGUUUACCGAACGGAACCUGUCGAGCGAAGGCGACCGUCACCGUAGGACAACCGAGCAGUACGGCGACUCUCACGUCGAUGGGACAUUUAAGCAACGGCACCACCCCGACGACCGGGCUUGGUAGUAGUAGCGGAACCGCUAGUGGAACGGGUGGUGGGGGGAGUAAUGGUAGUACACCCGGCAAAGUCACUAACUCAUCACCGCUCCGGGUACUCGGCACUGGUGGCGGCAAUGGAUCUAGUGGUGGUCUCUUUCCGAGCAAGUUGGAACAGAAGCCGGGCCUUAUUGGGCCAGUGCUACCAACCGCUACGACCUCAUCCACCGGCAGUAACCCAUCAGCAACAGUAACCACCACCGCCAUCAACGGUAAGGGAAUGAACAACAACAACAACAACGGCCCGACAACGACAACCAGCGUAACCUCAUCGGCAGGUGUUUCCGGCAGAGAUACAACAAUUUUUUCUUCUCCUUCAUCGACAGCGUCAACCCUUUCUAAUGCGUCCCCGCUUAGUUCGCCAGCGAAACAGUACCCGGAGUCUUUAUCGGGCAGCAAAGUUCCAAAACUUCCCGAUAUCAACGCACGCAACGCGACUGCUUCCCUCAACGGUGCUGCUUACAGCGAGGCGAGAGCAAAAUCUUUAUCCACCCCGUUGCUUGCAUCGAUGCCGAAGCUUAACUCCCCGAGCAAAUCGUCGGAGAGCACCAACGGAUGUUCCUCGGCUGUAAUCAGUCUGGUACCGUACGAUAGUGAUGAUACAAGCAGUACAAGCGAGGACGAGAAUAACCACGAGCUCAGCAAAACCACGUCCAAAUCGCUCGUUCUCACCAAUGGCAGUAGUACGGCUAAACGUGCGAGACAACAGAUGGUCGCCUUUGUGAAUGGCAAACGUAGCGCCAAGCAUAGCAAGGAUGAGCCACACGCUGUAGCGGGCGAUGAAGACGUUAAUCAAGAGGAGGAGGAGGAAGAUGAGGAGGAUGAAGAGCGCACAAGCACGGGCUCUUCCCGUUCGCCACAGAUGAUCAAAACCAAGGCAGGUCUUUGGAAGGUCUCCAAGAGCAGUACGGCCGAUCAGCUCAGCUAUCCAGAUAGCGGAUCGGCCUCAUCAUCCAAAUCAUCCUCGCCCACGACAUCGGGCGUAUCUUCUCCGACCAGCUCACCGGGACAGAAGCCACAUAAGCUACCACUGAAGCAUGUUAGCACUUCCGGUGGAGGUUGUGGUGAACCUUCAUCACUGAGUAACGGUCAUCGGCCAGCACACAACGGCAUUAAUGGAAAAGUUAACAAAUCAAUGGCGAACGGAUAUCACACGAAUGGAGCUGCAGGAAAUCGUUCAGCGUCCCCUGGUGGAGAUGGAAAAGGAAGUUCAUCAACAGUUCAAAUGCUGAUGAAAUACUCACACCGGGGCUAUGGCGCACCAGUUAAAAGUUGGAACGGACAGCAGACAGCGAUGGAACGAGAGCUAGCAAAUGAACGGCGCGAAGAACGUAAGCGUCAGAUCGAGGAGGAUCGCGAAACAGAAAUGGAUCGUGGCCGGAUAAAGAAAACAAAGGGUAGUGGUGGUGUCCAGUCGUCGGUUGGUGUUGCAAAUUCCGGCGGCAAUAAUCCCUUCCAGCAAUACCAGAAUCAUCAGACGGGUGGCGGUGGUAAGUGGAUGGGAAACGGUGGAGGAAACCGUAAUCACUUCCACAACCAUCAUCAAAAUAACUAUCGAGGUGGUGGUGGCGGUGGUUACUAUCAGAACGGCAAUGGGAACCGACACCAUGGUGGUGGUGGUGGAGGUGCUAACGGUGGGUUUCGUACCGGUAGUAGACGGUUCGGUGGUCGGAACGGUGGCGGAUUCCAUACGAAGGCUCACCAUCAUCAUCAGCGCAGUGAACAGGGUAGCGGCAUGGCUAGUGGUGGUGGCGGUAGCAACGGGUUUUACCAUCGAUAAAGUCAAGCAAAAGCCAGGAAAUCUAGGAGAGAGAAAGAAUGAAUAAUGCGGUGCAAUUUGGGGCGUACUGGCUCUCACGGUACAACGCGGUACUUUACAACGAGAGAUCAAACAAUAGAAAGCCAUCAUCGAGAAAAGUAGCGCGCAAAUAAUGAUGGCAUUAUCUUUUUAAACACGCAAACGACCUUUUCAUGAAUUAAUAGUGAAAGGAUGUAAUUUAAGCCACCCACCACAUACACACGACAUUGUAUCUAGUUACAACCACAACAGCAACAUAAUAGGACAGGAAAACAAAUAAUCACGAAAAGCUUGCAACAGGUUGGCAAGAUUUAUAUUUGUUCUGGCCAUCCUGGCCGUGCGUCAAUGUGCGCAAGUCACUCAACAUAAGAAUUACAUCCCUGUUGUUUGUGUUAUAACGUCCUAACUUACGCAUUUUAGUGAACUUUAUAUCCGUACUCUUCCCAUCUUCAUGUGUAUAGCAUUUUUGUUUGUUUAUUUUAAGAGUAAUUGAUUCUUCCUACUUAAUAGUGAUCAUCUAAUAAAAAAGAGAGUCCCGUUUCGCCGAGAUAUUGACCGUGAGUGGGAGGAAUUUAUGACAAAAGGUAUGCAAGGGAAUUGUAUCGAUAAGCUGCAGAAUGCAAGGCGCUCUGGAGCGUCGUAAACACGACGAAACAACGUAAAAGCUGAUGAUAGAAAAAAACAAGGUAUAAUCCUGCAGCGGCCUCAAUGCCGCUGCAAUAUUGCUUAAGAGUUUGAAAUGACGCGGAAACACGUAGGAUAGUAGUUUGUACAUAGAAUAGAAUAUAUGCCUAUUUUUAUGCAUCCAAUCUCUCUGCAAAACACGGGAACGUUCAGUCGGAAGAUAUAUUGAUACUUCGAAGCAUUUGCAGCAAGAAAUACUACUAAUUGGGCCGAAAUUUGAAUGAAGAAUCUUAAAUAAACAAUGCUGUAAAAUUGAAUGCUUUACACACACACACACGCGCGCGAUCAGGAUUAAUCUUUUAAUGUAGAGGAAGCACACACACACACACACACUUGAGGGAGGAGUGGGCAAACUCACGACUUAGGCAAGCUGUAAAUUCAAUUACCUCCUUUAGGUGAAGAAAAGCAGGGGCAACAUAAAACAUAGAAAAAAAAACAAGGAAUAGGAACAGGGAACAGAGUCUAUCCGUUAACUGUGUGAACAGAACAUUCAAAGCGGCGAGAUAUUGUAAUAGGAAAGAUGCGGCUCCGAUAAUAUAGAUAUAGAUACGCUAUCAAACAGACCAGAUACCUGCCGGGGAUGGGAACGUUCCUGGAGGAGGGCACAUGAAUCCGGAACAAUGUAUAGAGUACUACAAUUUAAGAGACGUCGAUAGAGGAAGGAUUUGAUUUGUGCGUGUAUGUUUAGUUAUACUUUAGUGCCGGCAUUUAGCUCACGGAUACAGAAAUUAGUUAUAUCAGCACACACAACCCUGUGUUUUUGUGGUUGCAUUUUGUUUUUUAGUAGUUAGAGUUUCAAAUUAUUAUCUGUUUAUCGUUUCGCUGUCGAAGUUCAUGCAAACAGAAAACCGAAACAGAGGGAUUAUUCGAAAGACUGUGGCUAAGAAAAGGUUCAAAGUUCCGCAGCGCACAUAGAGACAAGAAAAGAAGACAGAAAACGAAUCAGUUACUAGUGUAGCUGCUACACCUCUUGUCCAAUAGCAAUAUUACUGUACACGGUGCCGGUUCAUAGCAAGUAACGGAAAUAUCAGGCCAACACCACCAGCGCAUUCGCGGGUUAGGGUUUCAGUUUUGUGCGAUGGAACUUAUGUGGGGGGUUUACUAAGUUAAUGAGUCAGCUCUAAAUGUCGCUACUUAUCCUACACCUUGCGUUUGUUCGUUUGUUGAACGCAGCAUAGAUUAUGGGCAAAGUAUAAUAUGUAAUCUGUAAAUAUUAAACAAUAGGCGUUAGAUACUACCGCACUAUAUAGAGACAUUAGACAGAAGAACGAUAAACCAAGGAUGCUAAAUAAGCUAAAUACACACUAGGUCGGCUACAGGAGGGCGACAAAUGAGCAGAAUCCAACAAAACUUAGUAACACAACUCACAAAACAGUGUCCUGCGAAUGUCGUGGUGGCCCGGGUAUAGUUCGUUCCACUACUCCCAUGUAAUAAGAAAAGUCGAACCGCAGUUCUAGAAAUUAAAUUCCGAUGAAACUAAGUUAAUAAAAACGUACAGCCUUAA